AUGUCACUGCACGCUUUGAGUCUGAAACGCUCAAGUCUGUUAGGUCGAGGAUUUGAUUCCAAGGAUGAUCCUAAGAAUGAAAAGGGUGAAAAUUCUCUGCAACUUUGGGGUAACGAUGCAUUUGAUGAAGAACGUGCUUUCAAAAACCGAGGCUGGGUGUCCGGUAUGAGUCGGACGUCGAAGUUUGGAAGCCCGGUUCUCCGGCUACGAAGAUUCAGUCAUUCUGUUAAUCUCCAGUGGGCCAAACAACUCCAUAAAUGCCAAACAGGAGGCCUUGCAGACUUACUCAAACAUGGCCUGGUUAGUCCCGCGGAGCGCAUUUAUGCCCAAUCUAUCGGCUCCUUCGUACCCAUUGACUGUGCGAAUACAAAAGACGAUGGAGAGGCUAAUCAGAUAAGAAACGUGGGUGGACGAUCACAGUUGACAAUAAAGAUGCGUGGUUAG
This is a messenger RNA of Opisthorchis viverrini, 444 nucleotides long. RefSeq lists its product as hypothetical. Bases 1 to 444 code for a protein of 147 amino acids. Lineage: Eukaryota; Metazoa; Platyhelminthes; Trematoda; Opisthorchiida; Opisthorchiidae. The transcript is spliced from 4 exons. The record is from RefSeq and is a predicted model, not a curated record.